AACGGCGAGGCUAGUUGCGGUCGCCAAGGUUACGGGGAAACAGCAAUCUCGGCGGAUCAGUGGUAGCCUAUCGCGCGCCGCUUUAGCGUGGGCUGCCACCAAAAAGAAGCAGAGGGCCACAGUUUGGUCACGUCACGCAGCUUAAUGAUGACAUCUCAACAGGAGGAACAACCUUAUCCCUUUGUAGAUAUUUAUGAUGAAGACGAAGCUGACAGAGUCUUUCUUACAUCUAAGCCCACCUGUUUCGCCAUCCUUGGGAAACCUAGUGUUGGGAAGAAAACAUUAGCUAAAAAAUUAGCCCAGAUCUGGAAAUGCACACUCAUAGAUGCUUCAGAGCUUAUUGAUGAGAACAUAACAGCAGAAACAGAAUAUGGAAUCAAGUGUAAUGAACUGCUCUAUCAAGGGCAAGCUAUACCUGAAGACUUGAUUAUAAAGAUGCUAAUGAAGAAGAUUGAAUCUCCAGAGGUUUUUCACUUUGGUUAUGUUCUCUGUGAUUUUCCUUCUCUCUCUGAAGAACACAUGAGUAUACCAGAACAAAUUGACGUAAUUAGAAAUGCAAAAUUAAAACCAGAUUUCCUGAUUAACAUUAAGUGUCCUGACUAUGAUUUGUGCCAAAGAAUCAGUGGUCUAAGGCAACACCCAGAAACAGGGCAAAUAUAUCAAAGGGAAGAGUGGGAUCCUGAUAUUAUUGAAAAGCGUAAGAAAAAGAAGAAAGAGCCACGCAAAUCUGCAGAAGAAGAAGAGGAAGAAGAGGAAGAGGAAGAAGAAGAGGAGACAAAUGAGGCAAUAGCUGAUCAAAUCAUGCUGACAGAAAUUUUGCCACAUUUAGUGCACAGACCAGAAGAUCUUUUAGAAAACAUACAAGAGAGAGUUGCAAUCUAUAAGGACAUUAUGCUACGUCCUUUAGAGACAUUAAUGGCUGAGCAGGAUUCCCAGUACCUGUUUGAACUAGAUGGAAAUAAACCUGCCGAAGAACUCAUUGCAACAGUAAUAUCUCGUCUUCAGUCCAUGGGCCUACGAAAUGGAGCUCUUAUAACCAAACUUCAGAGUGGUGAGGAAGAAAUGUUGGAUGGACUGGAUAACGAUGAACUGUUCCGGGUGCUUGCAGCCUACAAACUUGUAGCACCUAGAUACAGAUGGCGUCGCAGCAGAUGGGGACGAGCAUGUCCUGUGGCUUUAAAAAAUGGGGAAAUUAUCAUGGGAUCACCAGACUAUGCCCUUGGCUUCUUAGGUAAGAUGUAUACACUUUCAAGUGAAGAAGCCCUGAAGGAGUUUAUGCUGAAUCCACGUCCCUAUCUUCUACCACCUAUGCCUCUUCCACCUUGUAAAGUAGUAGUAUUUGGUCCUCCAUUAUCUGGGCGUACAACCUUGUGUGGCUUGAUUGCAGACUAUUAUCAGGGAAAGGUUAUUGAUAUGGAGAGUCUUCUUACAGCACAAUUUGAAGAGGCAAGAUUACAACUCAUUGAGCAGACACGUUAUGAAGCAAUUCAGGCAGGCAUUCAGAAAGUGAAAGAAAAAAUGGAAAAUGAACGACUGUACCAGGAGCAAGCGGCAUUGAUAGCCCAAGACUUAAGUGACAAAGAACCAGAUGAAUAUGAAGAGGGUAUUACCACUGGUGAAAUAAGUUCAGUGCAGCAUAGUGUUACAACAUCUGCUAGCCAAAAAGGUAUUACAGUAACUUGGUUUGUGAGAACAGGUCAGAAUCUGAAACUAUGGCUGUGUACACACAUUAAUCCAUUUGCAGUGGCGUACCGAGGGGGGGCGAUGGGGCGGAGUGCCUCGGAAAGUACUACCAUAAAAGAAGAAGAUGAAAGUGAAAUGGAAGAGAAGUCUCCAUCCCAGGCUGCAGAAGAAAUUGUGACAGAAGAAACCUCAGUGCCCCAGUCUUCGGAGGUAACAUCUGAGCAUCCAGAGGUGCAAGAGAUAGUACAGAAAGCCAUUGAAGCUGUAAUGUUAUCUCCAAUACUGCUACCACCAGAAGCAUAUGCUGAUGCAUUAGAAGUAGCAAUUACUGAGUUAUUUGUUGUUAUUAAUGGCAGUGUUUUAUUACAGCUUUCUAAAUCAAAUAAGUACAGAUAUGCUGGAGCUGCAGAAAAAGGAGGAUGGGUCUUGGAUAAUUUCCCUCCAUUUGCAGAACACUGGGCAGCUUUGGUAGAAAAAGAACUUCUACCCGAUACUGUGAUUUGCUUGAAGAAUGCUGAACAAAAUGGAAAGAUAUUGCUCACUAGAAUGUACCAAGCAAAUAAAGAAGAAGUUGAUGCUAAAAUUAUAAAAAGGCUAAUAGAGGAAUCUUUAAAGAAGAAACAAGAGGAAGAAGAAACAAAAAAAGAACUGCAGGAAAUGCUGAAACUGCAAGCUGAAGAAUUUGCCGAAGAGAGAGAAUCCAUGGACUUUAUAGACCAUCCAUCUGCAUCUGAAUCACAGACCAAAAUGCCACCAGUGACUGAAUCAGGCCAAGCAAUACAACCUUCUGCUUCUGACGAGACUAAAGAGAAAGAAAAAUCUGGAGAAUCAUUAGAAACUGAGGGUCAACUUGAUGAAGCACAAGCGUCUCUGGAUUCCAAAGAGCAACAGGAGAGCAAGACAGAAUCAAAAGAAUCAGCAGAACACAUUGAAACUGAAGAAGAACCUCAGCCACCAGCACCACCGAAGAGUAUUGCAUCUCAACUAGGAGUCAGGCUACCUGAAUAUUCUGAGGAUGCUUUUCCAGAUGUAGUAGAAAUGGAGCCACUAAAAAGCAAGAUUACCCAAUUUCUGCAUGAAUGGCAAAGAACGGAAGUAGCAAUUUCAGAGUCACCUUUAAUUCAGGUUUCAGAAUUGGAGAUUGAAGGGCAAACUCUGCAAAUGCUUCUUGACCAAACUAUUCAAUCUAUGGAACAACCUUUUAAGUACCAUGGCUGGGAAUUUGGUCCUGAAGAUGAUGAUGAAGAACAAGAAGAUUUGCAAGCUGAAGCGGAGGCACUGGCAGAGGAAGAGGAAGAGGAGGAAGAAGAUGAAGAUGAGGAAGAAGAAGAGGAAGAAGAUGAAGAAAAAGCUGCUCAGAGGAAGAGACAUAUGGGAGAUACAAAGCACUUUUGUCCAGUGAUUCUAAAGGAAAACUUUAUCCUUUACCCAGGACUUACUGAAAACACAGCUAAAUAUCGAGAAAAACACUAUUAUUUUUCAACUCCAGAAAACAGAGAUAAAUUUUUGGAAAACCCCGAAGAAUAUGUGUCUCAUAAUGAGCCAUUGAAAGCUCCCCCUAUAAGAAUAUGUCUUUUAGGAUCACAUGGAGCAGGUAAAACAGUUUGUGCCCGUUGGUUAGCAGACAAAUUAGGUAUUUUCCACAUUCAGUUUGAGGAGCGCCUACAGGAAUUGAUCAUGAUCAAAACUGGAAAAAGAGUUGGACCUGAAGAAGAGGAGGAAGUUGAGGAAGAGGCUACCAUGCAAGAAAUGGUUGAAUCCCCUCAAUCUGCAGCUGAAGAACUUGAGGGUGAGGAAGAAGCUAAGCGACUUCAAGAGAAAGAGGUGCUGUUAACAGACGAAGAAGAAGCAAUCAAGGCAAAUAUAAUAGAAAAUGAAGCCUUGCCCAUGGAGGUGCUUGACGGCAUUGUUCUUGAUUGGUGGAUGAAGGAACCAUUUCGAUCCACAGGUUUUAUACUGGAUGGUUUUCCUCGAACAGCAGAGGAAGCUCAGUAUUUAGCAGACCGCUGCCUUUGUCCUGAUGUUGCAGUUUACCUUGAAGUUGAUGAAGAGGAUGUUUCUGAACGACUUCUUCCCAAGCGUGUGCAAACAUGGCAAGAGAAACAAGCUAGAAAAUUUGAGAAGAAGCAGCAGAUAAAAGACAUGAAGGCAAAAAUAAGAGUAAAGAUGGUUGCUCAAAGAAGGGCAGAGCUUUUGGUAGAUCAAGCAAAAAGGAAAAUGGAGGCUGCUGCUAGGCUUGAAAAUGCCAUUCCUGAUGAAGAGGAGGAGGAGGAGGAGGAAGAUGAUAUUGAAGCUAUUUUGGAAGAAGAGUUCCCAAAAGAAGAUGAUGAAGGAGAAGAUGAGGAAGAGGAGCCGGAGUCUGAGGCUAUUGAGCGCAUGAGAACUGAACUCUCAGAGAAAUAUGAAACUGAUAUUACUAAUCUGCAAGCAGUGCAGGAGGAACUUGAAAAAUUGUUGAUACCCGAAGUAAAUAUUGUAUCAAAGCGAAAGCCUCACAUUGUGUGCUAUCAAUUGUAUAAAAAGCUGAAGGACCUAAUAGAAAAUCGUGAAAGCAUUUUUGAGAAAUGUUAUCCAUUAAGCUUAUCCCUUGCACGCAAGAUGCUAGUUCUUGCCUAUAAACAUCCAAGCAAUUUUGGCCAAUGGGACCCAAUCAAGCUAAGUGAAGGAGAUGCAAUCAAGCCUUUUCAAAAUCAAGAUACUCCUAGCUUUCCACUUAUCCAUCGGAAUUGUAUUUAUUUCUUUACAAGCAAAGAGAAUAGGGAUACAUUUAUGAAAAAUCCCAUCAAAUAUCUCCGUCAGCCGAAGCCGAAGCCAACUGUGCCAGUUAAGAUUGCAGUUGUGGGGCCUCCAAAAUCUGGAAAGACUACAUUGGCCAAAAGAUUUGCAAGAGAAUAUGGAUUGUUGCGCCUUUCCAUGGGAGAUGCCAUCCGUAUGGUGUUAAACAAUCAGCCAGAGACAGAACUAGCGCUUAUAUUGAAGUGGCAUCUUCAGAAAGGAUUGACUGCACCUGAUGAACUUGCCGUGAGGGCUCUAGAUAUUUCACUGAUGGAUUCUGUGUGUAACACCUCAGGAGUUGUUAUUGAUGGAUACCCUGUAACAAGAAAACAAGUAGACCUUCUUGAAGAAAUGAAAAUCAUUCCAGUAAAAAUCUUUGAAUUAGAUAUUGAUGUGAAGGAGGUCCUCAGAAGAGCACUGCAGGAUAAACAAAACCCUAACAGAUAUCCUUAUCCAAUGCACGACAGCUCCCAUAUUCUCUCUAUCAAGAAUUCGUGUUACAGAGCACAAACAGAAGAAAUAAGACCUUACUAUGAGGAGCAGCACCAAAACUGGUAUGUGAUUGAUGCAACACACAGCAAAUGGUGGCUCUGGAACAAAAUACUUGAGGAAACUCAAGCAAUCACCAAGCAGAUCCAGAUAUAUCUGGAAAGAAUACGACAAGGAAUGGCAGCCAGUAUUGCCGAUUUGUGUAUCAUGCCGCAAGAGCUGCUGUCUCGGCUGGGAGAGUUUGGGCAAUACUGUCCUGUCAGCCUUGCAGAAAAGGGAGAGCUCGUUGAUUGUUCUGUAACGCCUUCUCUAAAGUUUGCAGCAGAAUUUCGAGGACAUUACUACAAAAUGGCCGGACAAGAGGAACUCGAUAAGUUCCUGAAGAAUCCAGAAUUAUAUGUCCCCCCAUUAGCACCUUAUCCUCUCCCUCUCCCACAUAAACUACCAAAGAAACUGACUGCAGCAGAUGUGAAGGCUUUAUUUCCUAUGCAAGCUGAAUUGCAAGGAUACUGUCCAGUUACUUACCUAGAUGGGAAGCAAAGGUAUGAAGCACUGGUACCUGGGGACAUUGAAUAUGCUGUACUUUAUCGCAACAAGCUAUAUAUUUUUGAAAGUGAAGAAAAGCUUCAAAAGUUUAUGAGAUUACCAGAGAAAUAUUGGAACCAGACCCUUCCACGUAAACUUCCCCCAAUAAAGGAGCCAAUAUUGCUGACAGCUCUUCCCCUGACUGGAUACCUGGAACAGGGUGUGGCCACAGCUCUGAUAAAAGCAAUGAAUGAAGUAGGUUGUUUAAAACCAAAAUUUCCUUUCAUAAGUGUGAAAAGGACUGCUCUGCUGUUCAUAGCCUAUCAUUUGAAAGCAUAUAACCCCAAGAGCUCUGAUUAUAUACGAAAGAAGUACAAGAUGAAGUUGGAACGCUUCAUAGAUCAUUGUGAACUUAUCCCAUACCUGGGAAUCAAAAUGACACAGAAGUAUAAAGAGCCUCAAAAUCGACCUAUUGACUUUGAUCACAAAUUACAUACCUUUUUGUCUCUCAAAGAUGUGGAUCCAACCUCUCAUUAGCCUGGAAUAUAUUCACAUUUGAAUGUUAAA
This is a messenger RNA of Lacerta agilis (Sand lizard), 6039 nucleotides long. It is a transcript of the gene AK9, whose product is annotated as adenylate kinase 9. The record is from RefSeq and is a predicted model, not a curated record. Gene Ontology annotation, molecular function: ATP binding; AMP kinase activity; ATP hydrolysis activity. Gene Ontology annotation, cellular component: cytoplasm; mitochondrion. NCBI's taxonomy places the organism in Eukaryota, Metazoa, Chordata, Lepidosauria, Squamata, Lacertidae. Gene Ontology annotation, biological process: nucleobase-containing compound metabolic process. The coding region runs from base 145 to 6009 and encodes 1954 amino acids. The transcript has 41 exons.